This is a messenger RNA of Aedes aegypti (yellow fever mosquito), 1649 nucleotides long. Its product is annotated as proton-coupled folate transporter. Gene Ontology annotation, biological process: transmembrane transport. The transcript has 4 exons. Gene Ontology annotation, cellular component: membrane. The record is from RefSeq and is a predicted model, not a curated record. Gene Ontology annotation, molecular function: transmembrane transporter activity. Bases 24 to 1568 code for a protein of 514 amino acids. Lineage: Eukaryota; Metazoa; Arthropoda; Insecta; Diptera; Culicidae.
UAGGAUCCAAAUGCGAAUCAACCAUGGACAGCGAAGGUAGCAGUAAAACAACGUCCACCGCGAGUGUAAACUGUAUUGACGAAGAUACACCUUUGCUGGCGCGGUCGAAUAGUGGUUCGGGUUCCAGUUCAGCGACUAGUGUCGUAGCGGAAACCAGCAAAAAACGGCAAUGCCUUUCAUUGGAGCCCGUUGCAGUGGCGCUUUGUUUCGGAUGGAGCAUGUCAGGAAUCGUUCUGUCCAAUCAGAUCAUUCAUCAGACGUGUUGGUACAUGGGAUACAAUGCCAGCCUGUGUGCAACGUUGGGUGCCAAUUCCAAUGCGACGGGCGCGAAGGAAUUGGAAGCCUUGGUGCAGCCAACGGUGGCGAAAAUUACCAUGACCAGUAGCAUUAUUACCUCGGUGAUUCCGGCGCUAUGCGGGCUGUUUUUGGGCCCAUGGUCGGACAAGUUCGGGAGGAAACCGGUGAUGAUUAUUCCAUGCGUGGGAUACAUCGUUUCCUACGUAACAAAAGCCAUCAUUUGCCAAGCUUCCUCCCUAUUACCCCUCAAUCCGUGGCUAUACGUGUACGCCGACAUUCCAGCGGCCAUUUCCGGUGGAACUACGGUCUUUUAUGCCGGUAUGUUCAGCUACCUUGCUGACGUAAGCAACGAAGGUAACCGUGCGGUGCGGAUGGGCAUGCUACAAGGAUCUUCCCUCGGAGGUGCCUUCGUCGGGAUGUUAUCCAGCAGCUUCAUCCUCCAAUUGACCAAUACCGCUACGGUGUUUAUGAUUUCCGCUAGCAUGAUGCUCUUUGGCAUGGCUUAUGUGCUGUUUCUGAUAGAAGAUAGCGUGGAUCGUUCAACGGAUAAUUUGAGAUUGGGCCGUUACCGCAAAUUUAGAGAGAUAUUCCGUUUGGACCUGGUGAUGGAUAUCUUUAACACGUUCUUCAAGGCGCGAUCCGGAUAUGACAGGGGCAUCAUUUGGUUGACCGUGGUUAUCGGUGCGUUUUCGGUGCUUGGCUCCGGAGGAAGCAACAUAUUCUAUUUGUUCACCCGAAACAAGUUCAACUGGACUCUGGAGCAGUAUACAAUGUGGCAGUCGGCGGAUCUGCUCUCGAUCAUCGUAGGAAACUUUUUGGGAAUCUUGAUUCUGAAGAAAGUGUUUAAACUUCCGGACAUCGCGAUCGCUUUCGUUUCGGUGCUGUGCUUUUCGGGAGAUAGUUUUAUCAAGGGACUAGCCAGUCAUGGCUGGCAGUUGUAUCUGGCUACUGGGGUAACACCACUGAAAGGAACUGAGGGAGCGGCCUUGAUGACCCUGUCAUCGAAUAUUCUACCCUCGCACGACAUUGCCAAGGUAUACUCCAUGGCAAUGUCCUUGACGGCUACAGUUCCACUGGCUGCUGCUCCACUGUUCACGUACAUCUACAACCAAACACUGACGACAGCGCCAGAAGCGUUCAACUUUGUGGCCUCCGGAAUCUACGCAGUGAAUAUUUUGUUUGUGGGGAUCAUUCACAUUUUAUUGAAAAAUCGACAAUGUCACCAAAGGCUCCAUCCUGUGGAGGAGAGUGACCGCGAAGUGAUAGCAUAAGUUUUCAAGUCUGUGAUCUGUUGUAAAGUAUUAUUUGUGUAAUAUAUAAGAAUGAAACAUUGCAAAGCAUGAUUGAUAUAA